AUGAAGCCAUGCAGCCACGAAUGCCUCGUCACGUCCUGUUUGGUGUUGUCGGUUUUCGUGAUGAUGCAAAUGGCGAUAAUCGCUUUCUCCUACAACAGUUCUAUCGAGGAUCAUCUACGGACGUCCGUGCCCAGUUAUUCGACGAUCGAGGAUCGAUCCGAAUCCCAUCGUUUACCAUCUGUGCUGAUCAUUGGUGUACGUAAAGGUGGCACAAGAGCACUUCUCGACGCUAUGACGUUACAUCCGAAAAUCCGAGCAGUUCGUAAGGAAGCACAUUUUUUCGAUUUGAAUUUCUCCCGAGGAAUCGAUUGGUAUCGAUCGUUGAUGCCGUUGAGCACUUCGGAUCAGGUGGUUGUCGAGAAAACUCCCGGAUAUUUCACUUCUGUGGUGGCUCCGAAACGUGUACGAGAACUAAAUCCAGCCAUGAAAAUUAUCCUUAUUGUCAGGGAUCCCACACAGAGAACGAUUAGCGAUUUCACGCAGGUAUACUACAAUAAAAUGGAGCUUAAUAAAACGUUGCCGAUUUUCGAAAAAGAAGCAUUCCUUCCGGGCACGGAUAAAAUUAACGUCGAUUAUAAACCAGUUCGAAAUUCGCUUUACGAUCUACAUAUGGCUAAUUGGUUACGGUAUUUCUCAAUGGAGCAGAUUCUACUGGUGAAUGGUGAUGUGUUUCGUGGGAAUCCGAUAAAUGAGCUUCGUCGUGUCGAAACAUUUCUCAAUCUGCCACAUUUGAUCACCAAUGAUCAGCUAAUUUUCAAUGAACGUAAGGGAUUCUUCUGUUUCUUGCGGACACCAACAUCACGCGUGAAAUGUCUGGGAAGCUCGAAAGGACGACCACAUCGUGAAAUCAGCGAAGAUGUGAUCGAGAAAUUGCGCGCGAAUUUCAAAGAGCAUAAUAUGCGAUUUUUUGGUCUUGUUAAUAGAAUAUUUGCAUGGUGA
Molecule: messenger RNA, 939 nt
Organism: Necator americanus (New World hookworm)
Lineage: Eukaryota; Metazoa; Nematoda; Chromadorea; Rhabditida; Ancylostomatidae
Exons: 5
Coding region: 1-939 (312 amino acids)
Molecular function (GO): [heparan sulfate]-glucosamine 3-sulfotransferase activity
Source: RefSeq, a predicted model, not a curated record